Aphanomyces invadans is the source of this 2821-nucleotide messenger RNA. RefSeq lists its product as hypothetical. Gene Ontology annotation, biological process: microtubule-based movement; mitotic spindle organization. The transcript has 7 exons. Gene Ontology annotation, molecular function: microtubule binding; microtubule motor activity; ATP binding. The record is from RefSeq and is a predicted model, not a curated record. The coding region runs from base 334 to 2262 and encodes 642 amino acids. Lineage: Eukaryota; Oomycota; Saprolegniomycetes; Saprolegniales; Verrucalvaceae.
CACAAAGAUGCACGGCGCUUCACCAUGGAGCGCAGCAACGCGGCCCUGAUGUGGCUACUGCAGCUGACUCACAACGCAUCAACCUCUGGCGGCUGGGUUUACUUCGGUGAAGCAUGCAACUCCUCAUGCACAUGCACGUUCUUGAGACUCUAGGGAGCGAAGGGCGUGCCGGCCAUCGCCAACGGUGGCACUCCGCGGCCGAGAUGAGUGAGCUCUAAGGAUGGUUGUGGCUGAGGGUAAUACAAAGGGCGUUCUGCGACGCAGCCGUGAGCGCUUCUAUUGAUACAGUGAACAUUACGUUGAGUGUGCCGCGGCUUCGUUGUGAACGCGAGGAUGAACUUAAUACUAGCAGAGAUGUGGAGGACUCCACAACAAAACGAAACUGCAGAAAGACUGGCUGAAACGGCGGCUCGAAAUACGCGGCUGGAGUACUCUCCAGGCAUGUCGAGUGCUUCCGCGCCAUGUUGCGGCCAGACUUGGUCCGAUCCAAAAGUUCCCCAUCUGUGUCAGCUCGCCAAGGAUUCGUCCAUGCCGCACGGGAGCGCCACGUCGUCCACGGGCAAGAAGCUGGACAAACCAUCGGCUCCUCCGAAGCCAUCGCCAAGCAGCGCGGUAACGCCUGCUCCUUCCGCCAGUGUAGUCGCUGGCAGUACCAGCAGCGUAUCCAGACGUGGCGGAGAGUCCGAAAACAUCCAAGUGUUUAUUCGCAUUCGUCCGCUCAUCGACCGGGAAACUGGCCCCGACCCUGCUGCCCAGCACUUCAUCCGCACCACGGGCGACCAGACCAUCGAGGUACAAACUGCCGACUCCAACAUCAAGUGCAAGUACGACGCGGUGUUUGGUCCGUCCGCAUCUCAGGACGACGUGUAUGAUCGCGUGAAAGAAUGUACGGAAUCGUUCCUGGACGGAUUCAACGCGACUUUGUUCGCGUACGGCCAAACUGGCAGCGGCAAGUCGUUUACCAUGUUUGGCGCCGAGACAGACUUGUCUCGGUUUCGCCCGGGGCUGGCCAAGAGCCAGGCGGGGGUCAUUCCCCGAGCGAUCAAGGACAUCUUUGCUGGCGUCAUCAAGAAGAACGCGAGCGGAGCACAACAAGCGGCCGUCUAUUGUUCGUUUGUUCAAAUCUACAACGAAAACAUCUACGACUUGCUGCGCGAUGGCAACAUGGACAAACCCCUCGCGAUCCACGAAGACCACGUGAACGGAAUCUUUGUGGAAGGGCUGUCCGAGUACGCCGUGCAGAACGUUCACGACUGUCUCGCGCUCCUCCAAGCGGGCGAGGACCAUCGCGCCGUCCGAGCCACUCACAUGAACCACGUGAGUUCGCGAAGCCACAGCGCGUUCCAGCUCUUCCUCGAGGUGAAGAAAACCGACGGCACCACGAUCAAGUCGAAAUUCAACCUGGUCGACUUGGCCGGGUCGGAGAAAUGGCACGCCGACGCCAACAUGCAGUACUUUCACAUAUCGGAGAUGACCAACAUCAACCUCAGUCUCCACACGCUUGGGCGGUGCAUCGCGUCCCUUACAACCAAGAACAACGGCCAUGUGCCAUAUCGUGACUCGAAGCUCACGCGGUUGUUGCAAGAUAGUCUUGGCGGCAACACAAAGACCCGCAUCAUCGCGACCCUGUCCCCCUCCUUGGAUUGCAUCGAUGAGUCCGUGUCCACUCUGAAGUUCGCCGACCGGGCCAAGCAGGUCAUGGUAUGCGUGCGAGUCAACGAGCAGCGCGAAAUCGACCCGGCGUACGUCGAAAAGCUCGAGCACGAGAUCGAAUCCCUUCGUGCUAUCGUGGCCGCGUUUGAGGUGGCGAACGGAACCCUCGGGACUGCCGGGUCAGCUACGAGCGGACAGAGCGACACAGCCCGCGAAUCCACUCUGGUUCGACUGCUCAAAGAAAACGCUGACAUGAAAGAAGCGAAUGCAAAACUGAGGCGGCAGCUGGACGAGGGCGGUGGCCGACCGGCACGACCCCCACAAUCAACCGACAACAAUACGAGCGCGCCACCGUCCGGGAAUAACCAAGACGAUCAAGGUUAUCGCCAACAAGCACAGACCCUGGAAGGGGUGCUUUGGCGCCUCAAGGAAGCUUCUGAUCGAUUCUUCAAGUUUGAAAUCGAAGAAGACGAACUCAAAUCAAUCAUGGACUUGUCGUUCAAGUCGCUUCCAACGGCGUCAUCCAAAGGCAAUGCAACCGCUCCAUGUAUGCCCCGUCCGUCCGCUCUGGGGGCGUCACGGCCCCGCACCAAGUGUAUCUCUUCCUGACGAGGUUCUCGGCCGUUGAUGCGUCGACAUUUUUGUAGCUUUGACCCCAAACAAAGUGACGACGGAAGUGUCGUUCCGGGUCCGCGGUAAAUCCUCGAACGCUGACGACAGCGAGACGGCGUGGCAUGUCGAUGCACCACCAAAGCGGACGGAAGAGGACGAAGUCAAAGAGGCCGAGAAAGCGAUGAAGAAACAAAUGAAACUCCAAGCGUGGCUCAUGGAAAAGGAACGACGGGAGCUUGCCAAACUCCAUCAGCAGCAAGAGUACAUUGAGGGCCAACGAAGGGCGCAAGCGGAAAAAGAUGCUCGGUUUUUCAAGCGCGCCCAAGAGACCAAGAAGCGAUUGUCUGGCGGGUGCGAGAUCAACCCUGGACUUGUCUGAUGUUCACGCGCCGUGUGCGGCCGUCUAGAGCGCCCGCCGCAUCCCCGGAAUCGUCGUGAGGCUUAAACGAUUCACUUACUAGCCGUCAUUUCCUUGAACUAAAAACACAAUUCUAUCCGAGUGCGAGCCGCGAAACGGUCGCGAAACGGCUCGAGUUUGCAUCGGUUUCGUCAAAAA